AUGUGUCGCCAGCUCUACAACCUCGUCCUUCUGAAAUGCCUCCAGUACGGCGACUCUGCCAGGGCGUUGGAUUUCUGGCAGGAGACACACACGGGCAUUGCUUCCUGCAAUGCGGUGCUCGCAACCUGUGAGCCGGAGAUGGACUGGCCAGAGUGGGUGGAAGCCUGCGGCGAGCUGGGUCCUGCCAGCUGGCUGCAGGCAGUCAUCAGGUCGGCGUCCCGUGCCACGCUCGCCUUGGCACGCGGGAAAACUGUGGGACAUGGACCCGGAUGGCAGCAGGAUGCUUUGGGUCAAGUGGCGUUGACCAUGGAUGUGCUGUCCUGGCAUGGCCUUGCCGCCAGCAUCUCACAAGUGACAAACCUCUUUGCCGAGAAUGUCUUGGAGUUCGUCCUGGAGGCCAUUAUUGCGGAGACCGACGAAACUAUCCUGUACAAGUCCUCGACUGGGCGGACAAGCACUAGGCUGCGGGAGCCCAUCCUGAAGGGCUGCCAGCUUCAAAAUGUCAUGCUCAGUAGCUCGUUUACGAAGGAAGCCUUGCAGAAGCUGCAGCUCGCAGCUGACGAGUCAUGGCUUCCUGCUGCACGGUUGCAAGCUCGCAGAGGGCUUCCCGCGCAAGACCAAGGAGACGGCUUGGAUCCAGCCGGUAUGUUGAGAGCGCGCUGGGCCAUGUGGACCUCGCCAGACGGUCAAGGCCAAAGCCGCGGCUUGUUCGUACUGGGUGGAGAUGCCGGCUGCAAAGAAUGGCUGGCACCUCAUGCGCUGGAGAACGCCAUGAUGAGAGCCAAAGGCCACGAGCAGUUGCUGUCGGAGCUGGUCCAGGAAGUGGGCAUCAAGAGUGGGCAGGUUCGCAUGUACAUGUCCUACAUUCCUUGCCUGGCUUGCUUGGCCCAGCUCUACCAGCUGCGCAGCACAGGUCUGAAAUUGCAGAUUGGCUUCGAUACUUGGCGAGAGACGCGUCAUUGGGUCGGCUGA
Effrenium voratum is the source of this 972-nucleotide messenger RNA. NCBI's taxonomy places the organism in Eukaryota, Dinophyceae, Suessiales, Symbiodiniaceae. The record is from the annotation of a GenBank genome assembly.